AUUGUUCAACAUUACAUCUUUAGAAUUUUUUUUGCAGUCAAACAAAUCUGGUUUUGUUAAACUUCACAGAGCCACAAAAGAACUCGUCUGAGUGCUAUAGACAGUGGAGAACUGUGAUUGCACUUUGCUAAUGGCCAUAUACAUUGGAAUAUGUUUAGCUGUUGUUUAUGGUCUCACAGCCACAACUGAAGCACGAGCUGAUAUGAAAGACAGUUGCCAAUGGAAGUGCCUGGUGUUUUCUCAACUGUGGCCAGGAUCAUUCUGUAUGACCUUUUCAAAGCGUUUUUGCAAGAUUCCAAAUCAGGUGAAUGGCUGGACGAUACAUGGACUGUGGCCAGAUGGGAAAGAAUUCUGCAAUCAUACCUGGAAAUUAACUCGAAAAGAAAUUGGGAAUCUUUGGACCGAUUUGCAGAAGUACUGGCCAAGUCUGAUUAGUAACAGUCCUUUUAAGUUUUGGCAAAGUGAAUGGGCUAAACAUGGCACCUGUGGAACCUGUGCUGACAACAUGUCUUGCCCACACAAGUAUUUCAGCCUGGCGCUGGAACUUCGGAUGAAGUUCUCCAUCGAUGAAUUCUUAUCUGCUACUGGCAUCAAACCCUCAUGUUAUAAUGGUUACACGUAUGAAAGAUUCUGUGCUGCAUUAUCUGACUUGUGCCCAUUUGUAAAUCUCCAAUGCUACAAUGACAAGAAACGGCAGGUUCUUGUGCAAAUCAAAAUUUUCUUCAGCAAAGACCUCUCAAUCGGCUGCAAUGCAUCUCAGGAAAAUUUUAUUCACCCUUAUUGUAAACCAUGUACAAACAAGUCUGAAAUAUAUUUGUAUCCUUUCACAGAACAUCCACAUAAUCCUUGUUCCUGAAGGAGUCUUUUUCUAUUCCCAACCUUCCAUGGUUUAUAAGAAUUAGUUUGCUAUUGAGGGAAUUGUAUGAGACUCUAAUUUCAGAUCUUCAUUUGCAACUAAACCACAAGCUAAGAUUUUUUUCUCUUCUGAAGGCAAAUGCUACAGCAUCAUAUUCCUGCAUCAUUAUUUUUUCAGAAUAUCGUACGCAGGCCAUUUUGAAGUGAUCAGUUUUUCUUUCAUUCUGUAUGUGUUUCAGCUUAAAAGCUACUGGUUACAUUAUUUUGCUUUAACUGCAUUGAAUUUCAAUUAUGAAGAUAUAUAGUAGCAUG
Molecule: messenger RNA, 1167 nt
Organism: Stegostoma tigrinum
Lineage: Eukaryota; Metazoa; Chordata; Chondrichthyes; Orectolobiformes; Stegostomatidae
Gene: rnaset2l
Product: ribonuclease T2, like
Exons: 10
Coding region: 131-856 (241 amino acids)
Biological process (GO): RNA catabolic process
Cellular component (GO): extracellular region
Molecular function (GO): ribonuclease T2 activity; RNA binding
Source: RefSeq, a predicted model, not a curated record